Molecule: messenger RNA, 1999 nt
Organism: Panicum hallii
Lineage: Eukaryota; Viridiplantae; Streptophyta; Magnoliopsida; Poales; Poaceae
Product: cell number regulator 13
Exons: 8
Coding region: 481-1737 (418 amino acids)
Biological process (GO): cell surface receptor signaling pathway
Source: RefSeq, a predicted model, not a curated record
GCUGAGGCGAGCUGGUCAGUGGAGUGAAUCGGUGAGCGAGUCCAGCACCAGCAGUAACCUCUCUCCUCUGCUCGUCGCCUCAUCCGCUCCGCGCCCCUCCCCCUUCCCACUUGCAGGCAUUGCCUGUUCUCCACUCCAGUUCCCCGCCGCGCCGCUCGAGGGAGGGAGAUAGGGAGAGGCGCAGCGCCCUCGCGCAUCCCCAGUCCAGUCUCCGAUUCUGUCACGGCCGGAGGAGGUGCCAGCGAGAGGCGAUAGGAGGAAUGCCGCUAUUGUGAUCUUUCAGAUCUGCCCGGCCGCGGUCGUGUUCCCUGCAAUCAAGAACCGAAAGCGAGGUUCUUGGAGCCAUGGCCGGCGGGAGGACGCACCGUGGCGGGUAGGAUCGGCUGGGUCUCUCCGAUCUUCGCCUCGCGCGCGAAUUAGGCGAGAGGCCGAGCGGCUCGUGUGUAGAGGAGGAGAGGGGGUAAGAAAUUCAAGAUCGCAAUGGCGUCGUGGGACAACCUGGGGGAGCUCUCCAACAUCGCGCAGCUCACGGGGCUGGAUGCCGUGAAGCUCAUCUCCCUCAUCGUCAAGGCAGCGUCCAUGGCGCGGAUGCACAAGCGCAACUGCCGCCGCUUCGCGCAGCACCUCAAGCUCAUCGGCGGCCUGCUGGAGCAGCUCCGGGUCUCGGAGCUCAGGAAGUACCCGGAGACGCGCGAGCCGCUGGAGCAGCUCGAGGACGCGCUCCGGCGCGGCUACCUGCUCGUCAACUCGUGCCAGGACCGCUCCUACCUCUACCUCCUCGCCAUGGGCUGGAACAUCGUCUACCAGUUCCGCAAGGCGCAGAACGAGAUCGACAACUACCUCCGCCUCGUCCCGCUCAUCACGCUCGUCGACAAUGCCCGCAUUCGGGAUCGGAUUGAGUACAUUGAGAGGGACCAAUGUGAAUAUUCUUUUGAUGAGGAAGACAAGAAAGUGCAAGAUGCUCUGUUAAAUCCUGAUCCUUGUACAAAUCCUACAAUAGUGCUCAAGAAGACUCUGUCAUGUUCCUAUCCGAACUUACCUUUCAAUGAAGCCCUUAAGAAGGAGAGUGAGAAGCUCCAAGUGGAGCUUCAAAGAUCACAAAGCAACAUGGAUCUGGGCUCAUGUGAGGUUAUUCAGCACCUGCUUGGAGUAACGAAAACUGUGGCAUGUACCAUUCCAGAGGAAGGAACAAAUGCUAAAGUUUCUGAAAAAAAGGAUUCAAAUUACAAUGAAUCCAAAGGAGAUGGUGCAAAAUCUUAUGAUGAUGAUGACUAUCCAAAGAAGCCAAAAGAUACCUGCAGCGCACCACGAUGUUCCUCACCAGUUUCAUAUGGACAUGAUCCUGUCUCAAGGAGAGGAUACAGUGAUGAGUGGCAUGCAGAUUUACUUGGCUGCUGUUCAGAGCCAGCUUUGUGUUUCAAGACCUUGUUUUUUCCCUGUGGAACCUUCUCGAGAAUUGCUUCAGUGGCCAAGGACAGACCAAUGUCUUCUGGAGAGGCCUGCAAUGAUAUUAUGGCAUACUCCCUGAUAUUAUCCUGCUGCUGUUAUACUUGCUGUGUAAGGAGAAAGCUUCGUCAAAAGUUGGACAUUGCGGGAGGCUGCUGCGAUGACUUCCUUUCACAUCUGUUGUGUUGUUGCUGCGCCCUUGUUCAAGAAUGGCGGGAAGUCGAGAUUCGUGGAGCUUAUGGCGAAAAGACGAAGACUACCCCACCGCCAUGUCAAUACAUGGAGCACUGAGCAGCCAUGAUGGGAGACCUGGACUUCUGUAAAGAUAUUGACAAAAAAUAUUCUAAUAUUGUACUGCCAGAGUAGUGAUACGACAAUAUGUUCUGUGCUGUAUUUAUGUUUACUGUCCAUUGUCCUCCUGGUACUUCGAUGGUUCUGUAUCUAUGCUUACUAGUAUAUGUUGGGGCAUAGCCGCACAGUAUGUACUUUGUAAACACACCAGUUACAGGCCUGUUAGAGCCUAAUAUCGGUUAACAUCGUCAGUUCUUGCCAA